Phymastichus coffea is the source of this 429-nucleotide messenger RNA. RefSeq names its product protein lin-52 homolog (gene lin-52). Gene Ontology annotation, cellular component: DRM complex. The transcript has 2 exons. Gene Ontology annotation, biological process: regulation of DNA-templated transcription. Bases 1 to 429 code for a protein of 142 amino acids. Lineage: Eukaryota; Metazoa; Arthropoda; Insecta; Hymenoptera; Eulophidae. The record is from RefSeq and is a predicted model, not a curated record.
AUGGGAUAUCCAUUAUAUUUAGUAUUUACGCUUAGUGAAGUCGAAAUUCGAAUAGAAUAUUAUAUUUAUGAAGGAAACAAAAUGGAAAAAAUGAUCAUAGGAGAAAGUGAAAUAGAAGGCAAUGAGAUAACUAUAGCAGAAGAAAGUUUAAUAAGUCUUGAAAAACUUGAUAGAGCUUCUCCAGAUUUAUGGCCAGAACAGAAUAUUACCAAAUUUGUUGCUCAAAAUUCACCACAGCCAGAACUCCCAGUUUGGACAACUAAUCUAACAACUGAAGAUAUGAAUCAGUUGUAUCAAUUAGGUCACCUAUCAAUUAAUGAGUUAAUAUUGGAAGCAAAAAAACUUCUUGAUACUGCAUAUCAACUUGGAUGUGAAGAAGCAAAAGAAAUGACAAGAGGGAAAUAUUUAAAUAUAUUUAAACAGAAAUAG